UUAAUACAUGAUGGGAUACGUGAACACGGCAGUUGCUUUCGCUGCAACCUUUACAUAGCUCUGUUUCGCCCAGUCGAGUCAUCCAAUCAGCGCCUAGUACUAAAGCACAUCGUUGCCUGUUUGUCACGUGAAGAAUGGUUAGCCAAUGGAGAAAAGGUUUACAAUUGGGUAUCUGCUCUCUAGAAGUGGAGUGAUACUCGCGAGUUAGGGUGGCUUGUUUUCUGGCUUGAGUAAUUAAGAGUGUAGCCUCUUUUCCACUUUCUCUACUAGUUGUAGCUUUGACCUCAUGUGACAAAGCGCCAUAACAAGCUCAGCCAUGGGACCUCAGAAGCUUCUGAUGCCUCGUGCAAGAUUGUCCUUCACGAAGGAAAUCUCAUGGAACGCUGGUAGAGAACAGAAAAAGCGACCUGUGGGCUGCCUGUGCUUGGCUGCCGUCACAUUUCUCGUUCUCAUUCCUGUAUCCAACCCUCGUCUCGAAAAUAUCGAGGUAGACGCCAACGAGGUGAAAUACUGGGCUUUGAAGUUUGGGAAAAGCAUUGCUACAAGUGGUGCUCGAGCGACUUGCUUGGCAAAGCUUACAGAGAACUUCAAUUAUGGCUCCAAAGUGGAAUGGGUUAGUGCCAAUAGCAUGUUGGAAGAUAUGAGGGUCGACGUUCAACACAUGUUGUCAUGGAAGCAACAAGCAGUGGAGAGAAUAGUUCGAGUGGCCGAGGAUUAUGCCGCAAAACACGAAUAUGAUAAGCAUCUCAAAUAUGAUUAUUUCAAUAUGAAGAAGUUGUACGACCCCAGUGAACCUCCACCAGAGGAUGAAAAUAGAGACUCCGAUUGGCGGUCUUUCCAUCUUGAGAAACACCACAAUUUUGACCAAUUCAAAGUCAACCCCCAAUACAGUGCUAUGCAUGUCCCCACCAAUGUGUACGACAAAGAUCCAGAGGUAGUGAACGCCAUCAAAUGGUCAGAGUAUUUGACAACAACCUUCCGUAACAACCUGGCUGUUGAUCCUGCUCUUACAUGGCAGUUCUUUUGCAGCAGUACUGGAUUUCUUCGUCUUUUUCCAGCUAUGAAAUGGCCUCAGACAGAGGGGCCAGAUCUUUACGACUGUCGCAUGAGACACUGGUAUGUCCAGACUGCAGCUUCAGCCAAAGAUGUAGUCAUAUUGUUAGAUGGAAGUGGUUCUAUGACUGGAUUACGGAAGGAGAUUGCAAGAAAUGUUGUUUUCAGCAUAUUGGACACACUAAGUGACAACGACUACUUGUCAAUUCUAAGGUUUUCAGAUAUCAUUGAACCCGUUGUUCCGUGUUUUGAAAAUUCCUUGGUGCAAGCCAAUGAACAGAACAUUCGAGAAUUGAAAGAACAUCUGGAGACCUUAGAUACCAGAAACAUUGCCAAUUUUACUCUUGGCUUGGUGACUGCAUUUGAAAUAUUACAAAAGUACAACCGGACUGGACAAGGGAGCCAGUGUAAUCAAGCAAUAAUGCUGAUUACUGAUGGUGCCCCCUAUACCUAUGAAGAAAUUUUCCGUCAGUACAACUGGCCAAAUAUUCCGGUUCGUGUGUUCACCUACCUCAUUGGUCGAGAAGUCACUGACAUUAGGGAAGUGAACUGGAUGGCUUGUGCUAAUAGAGGCUACUAUACCCAUGUGGCCACACUGGCAGAAGCUAGAGAACAGGUUGAAAAAUACAUUCCAGUAAUGAGCAGGCCAAUUGUCCUGUCUCGUAAACAUCCUGUUCUGUGGACAGCUGUGUAUGCCCACCCAGCCACUCAGAUGCUCUCAGAGUGGUUGUGGGAAGAGCGAGAGCAAUCUAUGAUGCAAAAAAUCCUGAUUCGAGAAAAAGAACACCAUAUGGAGCAGAAAGACUCUCAAAUGGUUCAGGAUGGGGAAAUUUCAAACCAAGCUGACAAUAGUGUGUCCCUUUUUAAAUUUUCCAACGAACCCCUUACCAAAGUAAAGAAGAAAAAAUCAGUACAGUUGAUGACAACAGUGGCAAUGCCUGUGUUUCAUCCUCGGAAUUCUACUGUGCAAGAUGCCAAAUUGCUUGGUGUAGCAGGAACUGACAUUAAGGUACAAAAGAUACAGAGGUUAACUCCUGCUUUCAAGUUGGGUGUUAAUGCAUAUGCAUUUAUUAUCACCAACAAUGGAUACGUCCUUUUCCAUCCUGACCUCCGCCCACUGUUCCAGGAUUUGUUAAAACCUGGCUACAGCAGUGUGGACAUAACAGAGGUUGAAUUACCAAACAAUCAGCUUCUUGCACGAGAACUUGAUGAAAUCCUGCUCACUAUUCGAAGAAAUAUGAUUGAUAGAAGGCUUGGGUGGGAAACACUUUCUGUGAAGGUUCAUCAAGAUAAUAUGAGGAGAGUCGUCACUAGAACAAACAAGUACUAUUACGCACCAAUAGACAAAACUCCUUUCUCACUGGCUAUUGUUCUGCCACAACCAUAUGGGAAUCAUCAAUUAUAUGGCCAUGUUGAAUUGAAGGGACUCUCACAUGACUAUGGUCAUAUUUUUCAUGGAAAAAAUUGGCGGGUUCACCCUGACUGGGUGUAUUGUGAAAAACCUCCUUCUGAGGCUGCCCAAAAUGAAAGCCCAGAGGAUUACUUGCAUAGAAUAUUUAAGGAUUCUAUUUCAACACAGAAUUUCAAAUGGAGAACUAGUAGUACUGCUCCUCCAAUUUUUGAUCAGCCAAUAUGUAACCCACUAUUUCUGCUACUGGUCCUGCUUCCCAGAGAAAAGGUGCUGAAAAUGUUUGGGAUGGUAACCACCUUCGUAGCAACUCGUAGUGGGUUCAUGAGGUUUGAGGAUCAUCAGUCCCCAGAAGAGAUAGCCAAUAACACAGAAAGGCCAUUCUAUGAUGUUCAUACAAGGGCUAUUGAUGAACUGUUCUACAAAAGAGCCGUUGACUUUUAUAGUGUUAACUCCUCAGCGUUUGUGUACUCUGUGCCUUUUGAUGCAGGAACAAAACGUGACCCACUUGUGACAGCUAGCCAUGCAAUUUUUGUCAGUGAAGGUGAAAAAAAAGCUCCAGUUGCUGUUGUAGGGCUACAGAUCCGACACUCAACUUUUGUAUCAGAGUUCUUCAAGGAAACAUCAAAAUGUAUUCAUAAGUGUCGAUACAACUGCAGUAACGAGAGACUCGACUGUUAUUUACUGGAUAACAAUGGUUUUAUCAUUGUAUCUGAGGUACACUCUCAGACAGGAAAGUUCUUUGGAGAAGUGGACUACACACUGUUUGACUCAAUGAUUAACUAUGGAAUUUAUAAUAGGGUUCACUUGUAUGAUUAUCAAGCAAUUUGUUUGGAUACCAUUGCUCCCUCUGGCCCAGCAUCCAUUUUAAUGACACCAUUCAAAAUGUUCUACUCAACAAUUCUUUGGAUGUGGGGGAAGUUUGCCUUGUUCAUGUUGGAGUUCAACUUGCUAAGUUGGUGGGGUGGAGAAUGGGCUAUAGCAUCAGAUUAUUAUGAUGCAUACAGUUUCAGCAUGGCUGACAUGUUGCCCAACAGGACUAGACCCAGACCUUGCGAUAAAGAAAUAGACCUCUAUGAAAUGCAGCCACAAAGUGCUGAAGAACCCAUCAAAGGCCGCCUUUCCAGAUGUCACUCUUCAGGCUGUGACAAGCACUUCAUAGUGCAGCAAGUUCCCUACACCAAUUUGGUGAUGUUGGUGGUGUACAAGGAUUGUCCAUGUGUAACCACUCCAGUCAAGCUUGAAUCCAAAGAGAUACAACAUAAUGAAACCCUGAGAUGUUUACGUAUGAAACACAGUAUGUACCGCAAGAGACCAGUCUCAUGUAUAAACUAUCAUCCUCAAGAGAAAACAAUCAAGCAGUGUGGGAGAGGCUCUCUAGUUUGUGCUUCCAUUCCUGUCCUUCUGGGGGCUCUCCUCUUCCAGUUAGUGAGAUGGUCCCUAUGAGCAUUUCUCUUGCAUAGAGAAGAGUCACUGUUGCCUUCUUGUUGAACGAACCUGAAGUUACUGUAAAUUGUGAGAGGUCUGUUGACUGGCCAACAAGAAAGGACAGGUACAAUUAGUCAUAUUGCUGUUCCUGAUUGGUUGGUGCUGAUAAAAGGUAACCAGGUUUCCCAAUUGUUCUGUGUAAUUAAUUAUUCUGCCAGUAUAUGUAUCUGACUCGUAUAAAAGGUUGCCUACUUGUUCUUAUUUCUCACCAACGCUGUAGCAGAAGAUGGAAUUUUAGGAAAGGUUAGUCAACACUCUUCUCCCAGAUUACGGAGAAAGAGCGUGGUGGUGUACUGUGAUGAACAACAAUGUAAAAAUUGCUACAUAUCGUGUGGUUAUCUGCCUGGACAAAUUAGUUGUCUAUGUAUCAUAAAACUGUGUGGUCUUUUUUGCACAAAACUAUAAUGUUAUUUGUAUAAAUUUAAUACCAAAUAUUAGUAAAUUAGGUGUACUGCAUUAAUAUACCUCUCAUUGUAAUAGGAAGGUCCUUCAACAGACUCCCAACCUUGAGUAUCGUGUAAUGAUAAUGAAUACUCAUCUCCACGAAAACAAAAAAUCCUUUUCCAGAUGUAAAAUUUUACAGAUUAUCAUUCCCAUUGUAAAAGAGAACCUUUUCACAAUACCAAGAGUUCCUUUAACAAGAUCCCACAAUAAACAGUCUCUUUAAUAGAUUCUCAUCUCCUCUGUAUGUGCACUAGUACCUGUAAUACACAUUCAUACUAGACGUCCACAUUAAUGGUUGCAGAGCUCUCCUAAACAAUAAACACAGUUCAGUAAUAGAUAGAUGAAAAUUUUCUCUGGUCUAUAACAUUGGUAGUAAUAAAGUCAAUUUAUUCAAACCUCAAUUGCCAUAGUAGCAAGGACACCUUGUAAGAAACAAAGUUAUUAUGUCCAUACACUCGAAUACUGUGUGGUAACAGGGAAAUUUGGUAUAAUGUCGUAUUUGAGACUAGCAACUAGAUAACUCUGUGUAUACUUGUAACAUUAGCAUUGUUGAAUGUAUAUUAAACAAUAUUAUUGUUAUGAGUUUAGUGUAAUUUCAACUGAAACUAUGUGUGAAUGUCUCUCUUAACUUUUUUAUUAUAGAACUUAUCAGAUAUGUAAAUUUGAGUCUCUAAGUAUUAUUUUCUUGUGCAAUGUAAUCUAGUAUUGUUUUAAUGAGCAUCCUAAGCCUUCUUACAUUAAUUUCAUCUAAUUAUAGAUUAAAUGAUGUUACAAGUCUUAAACCAGCUGCUUUAGCAAUGUAACUUCUUUUCACAGGAAGAAAUAAUUUUUAAAUAUGAUGAGAUUAAUAUAGUAAAGGUUAAUUCUCCUAUCUUAUUUAGGAUCGAAGCAAAAACUUAAUUUUUUUAAAUAAGCUAUAAGCAGUAGAAAUUGAAAUUUUUAUUAAUGACAGCUCAGCAGAUAAAUUUAAUGUAUAAUCAAUAAGAUAAUAUUGUAGAUUCCAACACAAACAAUUUAACUGGUGUGACAUGUUUUCUUUGAAAAAAAAAA
Molecule: messenger RNA, 5443 nt
Organism: Limulus polyphemus (Atlantic horseshoe crab)
Lineage: Eukaryota; Metazoa; Arthropoda; Merostomata; Xiphosura; Limulidae
Product: voltage-dependent calcium channel subunit alpha-2/delta-3-like
Exons: 38
Coding region: 317-3907 (1196 amino acids)
Cellular component (GO): voltage-gated calcium channel complex
Molecular function (GO): voltage-gated calcium channel activity
Source: RefSeq, a predicted model, not a curated record